GCAAAACACGAAAGGUAGCCUCAGGCUACCUGAGUUCUCCUUGCUUUAGCAAAAAUGUACAAUCUGGAGUUGGGAUUAUGUAUUGAGUUGGGAUUAUACAAAUUCAUCAUCCAGACCGCCUCCAAACUAAGAGCAAUGGCCUCCAACAUCACCCAGAUCCAUCUUUAAGUCUUUUGAGUUCAACAUCACGUUGAUUGAGAACGCCCCUGCUUCGACCCCCCACGGCUUGGCCUUGACGAACAAGCACUUGUUCCAGACGUCCAUGUCGCACCGAUAAAGAGAAGUCGGAGCAGACGUUUGGGGGAGUUCGGGACUCCAAGACGUCUUCAGGUGAAAGGAUCGACGGAAGGUCCGGAUGAGUUCUCUUUUGGGUUGGAGGUCUUUGCUAGGUCCGAAUGGUUUGCCAAGGCCAACCCUCCGCUCAACUCUUCGCCUUUCUUCGGCUCAAGCGCAUUUUUCACCGCUCUUUGGGUCGUCCUUUGUCGUGCCAGUCCCGCUCAGAAGAUGUCGAAGCAGUUCGCUCUGCUGAGUGCCCUGGCAGUGCUCACCUACCUCAGCGUGAGCUUCGUGGCCCCGGUGCAUCCCAGUCCCUCCUCCACGGUGUCCGUUUCCUCCACGGCCACGGCCACGGGGGCCACCGCGCCGCAAGGGGAGUGGAAGGGCUCGGAGUUCGCAGGCUCUGUGUAUGGCGUUGCACUUGUGGCCACAGCGGCUGGGGUCUUGAAAGUCUUGGCCCGUCCCAAGCGCUCCAAGAUUGCCGCCCGAUCUGCAGCCUUUCAAGCUUCUGCUGGCUCCGUGACCAUGGAGGAGGUGAAGGGCGCCCAGCGAGCCUGGGCAGAUGCCAUCAAGAGGAUUUCCAAAUGCUACUUGGAAGGUGGGGACUAUGUGGCAAUGGCGGGUCAAGCCGCUGGUGAACUCUACGGCUAUGGCCAUGGGAAGGUGCUCUUCAAGCCAACCAAAGCUGCGGAUGUCCAGUUCCGCCCCGAGGCAGGCCAGGCCAUGUCCUACUUUGUCGGAGCUGAUGCCGUGCCUGAUGGAAUUCCUGAAGAUCAUGGCUUUGCAAUCAACGGUGGACAGGGUUGGUCAGAUGUGCUCUUUGACAACCACCAGAUCGACUUGAACGGGGAUGUUGCCAUUGCUAUGGGCAACUACUUCUUUGCCAGCGCCAAGGAUGGAAGCAUCAGCAAGGUGGAGUACACCUUUGGCUACAGGAAAUGCCAAGAUGGAAAGGUUCGCAUUUGUCUCCACCACUCGUCUAUUCCAUAUCAGGGAGGUGUGAAGGCCGCACCUGCCGCGACAGGCUCCGAGGGCUUUGCCGCCCCGGCUCCUGCCCCGGCAGCUUCUGCUCCCGUGCCGGUGGCGGCUGCCUUUGUGGGAUCCUCCGCUCAGAGUGGCGCCCCUGUGCACCAUUCCGUCGGCUUCGCCUAUUCCGUGCAGAAGGAUGCCUAUGUGGACUUGACUUUUGGCAAUGAUGUUGGCUACUUGCCAGAUGGAACACCCAUGAAUCGCGCGGGCAACUGCAUCAAUCAUCCGGAGACCAUUGGACCAGACCCUCAUGCUCCAGGCUCCGUCCUGCCCCGUGCUUUGUUCGUGAAUGACGUGGGGUACUUGCCGGACGGCACUCCUUUGAACACCGCAGGAAACAACAUCAACCAUCCGGAGAACAUUGGACCCGAUCCUCAUGCUCCUGGUAGCGAAUUGCCCGCCUCAGCCUACGCUGCGGACGUGGGAUAUUUGGUGGAUGGCACACCCAUCGACAAAGCCGGCAACAACACCGUGCACUAAGCCAUCUCCAUGGUCUCCGCGCACUGUUGCUGUCGCACAGUGACACAGUGCACGACGACCCAGCCGACUAUUUAUAUAAGGUAGCAGAGCUAGGCUCACCUCAUUGCUGCCGAGAUUUGCUCCACUUCUUUGAUUUGUUUGCAUUCAAGAAGCCACAGGUGGAGCAGAAUAAAAUAUUAAUCAUACCAAAUCACUGUUAUGUGCAUACAGUUG
Molecule: messenger RNA, 1998 nt
Organism: Durusdinium trenchii
Lineage: Eukaryota; Dinophyceae; Suessiales; Symbiodiniaceae
Source: the annotation of a GenBank genome assembly